CUCCCCAUUCCACUGCUGAGGCCGAAAGAGCUGAGGCGAGAUGAGGACCUUGGGACUGAGCCUGGGGCUGGCCCUGCUCUGCUUGCUGCGUGUGCAGGCUACGGACCUGGGAGCUGCGGAGCUGGACGUGAGAAAGGUUGCAGGGACAUGGUACAUCACUGCUAUGGCCUCUGACUCCAAGACCUACCUUGAAAAAAAGGACCAGCUGAAGAUGGCGAUGGCCAACAUUGAGGUCUUGGGGGAUGGUGACCUGAAGGUCUCCUUUGCAAUUCCCACCCCUGAGAGAUGUAUGAAAUUCGAGUCGAUCUACAAGCCAACAGGCAGCCCGGGUGAAUACUACAGCACUGACAGAGGCAAUAAGACGGUGAAGCUGGUGGAUACCAACAACAGGUCCUACAUGAUUGUCCUUGCCACCAGACAGAAGAACGGGGAGACCUUGCACAUGCUGAGACUUUACAGCAGAACCCAGUGGGUGACACCCAAAAUCAAAUCGCAGUUCAAGACACUUGCCAAGCUGAAUGGCUUCACUGACCAGAUGAUCUGGAUCUUACCCAGGCAAGAGGAAUGCAGACUUGGUGAGCUGUAGGAAGUGUGGAUUGGCUCGUGGAUGCUCCUGCCAAGCAAUGCAAGACCCAUGCUCUGACCCACGCCCAGGCUGCUGCUCCACCAUCCCUCUUCCAAGCUCUGACACAGUCCCUGCUUGUUGCCAAAUAAACAGAAUCCCUGCCCAGA
Molecule: messenger RNA, 732 nt
Organism: Corvus hawaiiensis (hawaiian crow)
Lineage: Eukaryota; Metazoa; Chordata; Aves; Passeriformes; Corvidae
Gene: LCNL1
Product: lipocalin like 1
Exons: 7
Coding region: 41-586 (181 amino acids)
Molecular function (GO): small molecule binding
Source: RefSeq, a predicted model, not a curated record